GCCACCACCGCCUCAUGAUGGCGCUCGCGCCCGACCUCAAGCUCUCCUUCAGCGAGGACUGCCUCUACCUCAACGUGUUCGUGCCUGACGGGACUCCACCUCCCGAGGGCUGGGCAGUAAUGGUCUGGUUUCAUUCCGGCGACUUCAAUACCGGUGCCAUAGCGAUGUGGGACGCCUCAGUAUUCGCUGUUAAGCAAAAGGUGAUCGUGGUGACUCCAUCGUACCGGCUGAACGUGUUUGGCUUCCUGACGCUGCGGGACAGCUUCUGCCCGGGCAACCUCGGCCUACUAGACCAGGUGGCGGCGCUCGAGUGGGUCAGCACGAAGAUCAGUGCGUUCGGCGGCGCCAGCAACUCGGUGUGCGUAGCGGGCCACGGCGCUGGCGGCAGCAGUGUCACGCUGCACAUGCUGUCCCCGCUGUCUGCAGGCAAGUUCCACAGAGCCAUCUCCAUGAGCGGCAGCGGCCUGCUGCCCAGCACCAUCCACGACCCGGAGACUCUGGAGAAGCAUGCAGUGGAUCUUGGGGAGUGGUUCAUAUGCGACAAGACGUCUCUUCUAGAUUGCCUCAGAAAUAUUGAAGCCGAGGCUUUCAUGGUACAAGCGUUGAAGGACAGAACUUGGGGACCCGUGGUCGACAGAGACUUUGCCAAUGUCAGUCAAGCCUUCCUUCCAAAAGAGCCGUUGGAAAUAUUAUCAGAAGGUAUUUUCAAUAAGGUUCCUUUCAUGGUUGGCUAUACUAACAUGGAAGAUGCAUUAUUAAAGGACAACUAUGAUGGCUUCACUUACGAAAAUUUCCAGUCUUUUGUGGCUGAAAUUAUUUCUACCGAUUACUCACAAGCCGACAUCAACGGAUCGUGCACAGUUGACGACAAUUACAUCAUUGAUUCCGUAAUGUUUUUCUACGAGUUGGAACCGUCAAUUGAAGAAAAUUCAAAUGAAGUGUCUCUCAGGCAAACGUUCGUCGACUUCACCACCGAGAAGUUAUACGGGGCUGGAGCAUAUCAGCAAGCUGCCUCGUUUUCCCAUGUUCGUCCAACGUUUAUCUACAGAUUCGAUUACAAGCCCAAAAGGAAUUUCCUUGAAGGAGUGCCCGAAUGGGUCAGUGUUCCCCACCAGUUUGAACUCCCUUUUGUAUGGGGGGUUCCACAUUGGCCCACAUCUGCACAAUCGGCACAGACUGGGUGGCACUCUACAGAUAAAAAGAUAACGGAUAUAAUUAUGAGUUUUUGGAGCAACUUUGUCAAGUUUUCCAAUCCGGUUCAAAAUUCAAUGAACAUUAAGUGGGAACCAUUUGAUGAAAAGAAUCCGAGUAUUAUGAUAAUCGAUAAAAAUUUUGAUGUGAGAGACAGUUCUAAUUUUAAUUUCAGAAAAUUCUAUUUCUGGAAUUAUUAUUAUCCCAAAGUAUUGGAUAUUUCACGUAGCUGUUGUACGCUCAAUGAUACAAGCAGUCAUAAUUUAGUGCCAUCUUUCACACUUGCAUUUUUGGCAGGAGCUCAGUACUUUAUUACUUAGACUUUUGACUGUUAAUUAAAAUAAUGAGAAAUCUGAACAUAUUUUAA
Messenger RNA from Bacillus rossius redtenbacheri, 1558 nucleotides. Its product is annotated as carboxylesterase 5A-like. The coding region runs from base 15 to 1511 and encodes 498 amino acids. The record is from RefSeq and is a predicted model, not a curated record. Gene Ontology annotation, biological process: postsynaptic membrane assembly; presynaptic membrane assembly; modulation of chemical synaptic transmission. NCBI's taxonomy places the organism in Eukaryota, Metazoa, Arthropoda, Insecta, Phasmatodea, Bacillidae. Gene Ontology annotation, molecular function: neurexin family protein binding; signaling receptor activity. Gene Ontology annotation, cellular component: plasma membrane; cell surface; synapse. The transcript is spliced from 5 exons.